AUGAAGCUGAAGGUGUAUGCGGACCGCAUGUCCCAGCCAUCCCGCGCGAUUCUCAUCUUUUGCAAAGUCAAUGGAAUAGAAUUUGAGGAGAUCCAUAUCGAACUUUCCAAACGUCAGCAUCUAUCUCCAGAAUUUCAAGCGAUUAACCCUUUGAAGAAAGUUCCUGCUAUUGUUGAUGGAAGGUACAAGCUAUUCGAGAGUCAUGCAAUUCUUAUCUAUAUUGCUUCUGCAUUUCCUGGAGUUGCAAACCAUUGGUACCCAGCUGAUGCUUCGAGGAAAGCUAAAAUCCACUCAGUGUUAGAUUGGCAUCACCAGAAUUUGCGCCGCGGAGCAGCCGGAUAUGUUCUAAAUACUGUAUUAGCUCCAUUAUUGGGUCUACCACUAAACGCACAAGCAGCUGCUGAAGCCGAGAAAGUUUUGGUAUCAUCUCUGUCCACAAUAGAAAAUAUUUGGCUUAACGGUGACGGACCGUUCUUGCUUGGCAGCUUUCGACCUUCCAUAGCAGAUCUCAGCCUUGUCUGUGAAAUUAUGCAGUUACAGCUUUUAGACGAGAAGGAUCAUGAUCGUAUUAUUGGCCCGUACAAGAAAGUUCAACUGUGGAUUGAGAGCACAAAAAAUGCAACGAAGCCACAUUUUGAUGAAGUUCAUAAUGUCCUCUAUAAGCUUAAAGCGAGGCUUUCAGCACAGCAAUCUAGUAAAGCAGAUGGCCAAAUUAAAUCUGGGAUUAAAGCUCCCAUAUUUUCCAAGAUGUGA
This is a messenger RNA of Lathyrus sativus (Indian pea), 753 nucleotides long. The record is from the annotation of a GenBank genome assembly. Lineage: Eukaryota; Viridiplantae; Streptophyta; Magnoliopsida; Fabales; Fabaceae.